Messenger RNA from Sugiyamaella lignohabitans, 600 nucleotides. RefSeq names its product Mud1p (gene MUD1). Bases 1 to 600 code for a protein of 199 amino acids. Gene Ontology annotation, cellular component: U1 snRNP. Gene Ontology annotation, molecular function: U1 snRNA binding. The transcript has a single exon. NCBI's taxonomy places the organism in Eukaryota, Fungi, Ascomycota, Dipodascomycetes, Dipodascales, Trichomonascaceae. Gene Ontology annotation, biological process: mRNA splicing, via spliceosome. The record is from RefSeq and is a predicted model, not a curated record.
AUGAGAGGCCAGGCAUUCAUAGUAUUUGAAAACAUCGACAAUGCUAUAAAGGCGCAGAAAACGCUUAAAAACCGAGAAUUGUUUGGAAAGCCAAUGGUCAUUCAAUUCGCCAAGACGAAAAGUGAUGCAAUAGUACUCAAGAGAGAAGGCGAAGAAGCUCUAGAACAAUACAAAGCACCCAGGAAAGAGGCAUGGGAGAAGCUCCAGAAAGAAUUGAAAGAAAAGGAGGCACAAGCAAUGAAACAAGCAGAAACGGAUGUUACGACUAAAAAGAAGAAAUUGUCUGAUGGUAGAGUGGUUGCAAGUAAUGUUGAGUCUUCCAAGUCAUCUGGAGCUAGGAAAGGUGUUGUGGUUAAAGAGCAACCAGCGCCCCCUAACAAGAUUCUCUUCCUAGAGAACUUACCUCAAGGAAUCCAUGAAAGCAAACUCAAUGAUAUCUUUUCGAAGUAUUCUGGCUUUGUCGAGGUCCGUCUGUUUGCUGUGCGGAGAGUAGGCUUUGUUGAAUACGAGACGGAAAAACACGCUGUAAGCGUUAAAAGUUCAAUCGGCGAUCUUGAAGUAGAUGGAAACUCAAUUAAAAUUUCAUAUGCCAAAAAGUAG